Messenger RNA from Aspergillus melleus, 768 nucleotides. It is a transcript of the gene PIN3, whose product is annotated as SH3 domain-containing protein. Bases 1 to 768 code for a protein of 255 amino acids. Gene Ontology annotation, molecular function: protein binding. The transcript is spliced from 4 exons. The record is from RefSeq and is a predicted model, not a curated record. NCBI's taxonomy places the organism in Eukaryota, Fungi, Ascomycota, Eurotiomycetes, Eurotiales, Aspergillaceae. Gene Ontology annotation, biological process: protein transport to vacuole involved in ubiquitin-dependent protein catabolic process via the multivesicular body sorting pathway. Gene Ontology annotation, cellular component: ESCRT-0 complex.
AUGGCGUCCCAGCCCGACUUCGUCAGGGCCAUGACCAACCGGUCGGUCCGCACUGUUCGAUUAGAACUUGAGUUCCUUGCAGAUGCCUCGGUCAUCACGCCACAGCAACUCUCCUCCAUCCUUUCGCAACUGCCGUCGGAGGAUGCACGUCAACCUUCGGCGCCUCGACAGCAUCAAUCGCCACCGGCUGUCGCUCCAUCCCCAAUUCCGGCCCCGGCUCCCGUGCGAGCGCCGGCUCAGACGCAGCCUCCCCCUGCUCCGUACUCCCCUCCCACGAACCAGUUCGCCAAUGCCUCGUUGAACGAGAAGGCGACGUAUCAGCAGCCGCCGACGCCGCAGUACAACCCAACCCCUCCCCCGCCGGCCUAUCCCCAAGUCCCGCCAGUUCUAUCCAUUGCCUCUGCACUGUAUGCAUACACCCCGACGGACCCCGGCGAUUUGGCUUUGCAGCCCAACGACCGGGUUCAGGUUCUCGAGCACAUGAAUGCCGACUGGUGGCGCGGACGUAAUGAGCGCACCAACCUCGAGGGUAUCUUCCCUCGUAGCUAUGUGAAUGUGAUCCAGGAUAAGGGAGUGGCCGGGCCGCAGCCAUCUGGCUAUGGCAACAUGCCCCUCGAGGUCAGCCAGAGUGGCUCCUCGGCCGACCCCGAAGGCAAAAACGGCAAGUUUGAGGAACACGGCAAGAAGUUUGGCAAGAAAUUGGGUAAUGCCGCCAUCUUCGGUGCUGGUGCUACUGUUGGCUCCAACAUUGUGAAUAGCAUUUUCUAA